AUGUGGCUCAGCUACGUAGAUGAUACGUUUGUUAUCAUGAAGACCUGCGAAAUUGAGCAGCUACACCUGAGUCUGAAUAGCGUGUUCCCAGCUAUCCAGUUUACUUGCGAAAAGGCAACAGGCAUUCUCCCGUUUCUAGACGUUAGUAUCCAAAGACUAAGUGAUGGCGGCCUUGCAACAAGCGUCUACCGAAAAGACUCCAGUGCUGACGUCAUUCUUAAUUAUGAAAGCAACCAUCCUGCGGCUCAUAAAAGGAGCUGUGUCCGAACCCUUUUCCACCGGGCCUAUCGGUACUGCAGCAGCGACGAUCUACGUAAGAAAGAACUCGCUUUCCUGUAUCGGUUAUUCCGACUCAACGGAUACCCGGUCAGCUUUGUAAAAAAUUGUCUCAGGCAUCAAAGACAACCACAAGGCUUUGGUUCUAAUGAGGGACCAGAACAUCGGAAAUUCUACUCGCUACCCUACAUGCAGGGUAUUUCCGAAGCGAUCGCCCGACAACUAAACCGGUUUGGCAUCUUCCUUGCCCACAAGCCGGCGUCCUCUGUGCGCGCAACACUAUCGCGAGUGAAAGACCCUAUACCUAAAGAGCAGCAAACCAAUGUCAUCUACCGCAUUCCGUGCGCCAACCGCUCUUGCGACUAUGUUGGCCAUACAGGCCGACGACUUGGGACGCGUAUAAACGAGCAUAAACUAGCCAUUCGCCGACGUGAUCCCUUGUCACUCGUGUUUGCACACGCCCUUGAAUGCGACCAUCGCUUCAACUGGGAAGGAACUGAAGUUGUUGCCAUGGCGAACACCAAACACGCUCGUGAAUUCCUCGAAGCCUGGCACUCUAACCCGACAAGCAUCAAUCGCCAUGUCGAUCUAGAUGCUCAUUACGAAGGUCUGCGCGCCCGGCUCACUGACUUGCGCCCACGACCUAACAGCAGCCGCUAA
This is a messenger RNA of Spirometra erinaceieuropaei, 936 nucleotides long. Lineage: Eukaryota; Metazoa; Platyhelminthes; Cestoda; Diphyllobothriidea; Diphyllobothriidae. The record is from the annotation of a GenBank genome assembly.